Molecule: messenger RNA, 2052 nt
Organism: Alligator mississippiensis (American alligator)
Lineage: Eukaryota; Metazoa; Chordata; Crocodylia; Alligatoridae
Product: DLA class II histocompatibility antigen, DR-1 beta chain-like
Exons: 6
Coding region: 45-854 (269 amino acids)
Biological process (GO): immunoglobulin production involved in immunoglobulin-mediated immune response; peptide antigen assembly with MHC class II protein complex; positive regulation of T cell activation
Cellular component (GO): MHC class II protein complex; membrane
Molecular function (GO): MHC class II protein complex binding
Source: RefSeq, a predicted model, not a curated record
AUUUCGGGACAUCGAGGGGUGUCAGCUGUGUGUCCUGCGCAGCGAUGGGGACCGGGGGGAUGCCGGGGGCCGGGAGGCGCUGGGCUGGGGCUGUGCUGGUGACACUGGCGGUGCUGGGACCCCACGUGGCUCGUUGCACGGAGCCCCCAGAGCAUUUCCUCUACCAGACCAAGGACGAGUGUUACUACACCAACGGCACCCAGCGCGUGAAGUAUCUGUCCCGGGACAUCUGGGACCGGCGGCAGGACCUUCACUUCGACAGCGACGUGGGCGUGUGGGUGGCCGACACGGAGCUGGGGGAGCCUGACGCCAAGUACUGGAACAGCCAGAAGGAGUGGAUGGAGUACCAACGGGGCGAAGUGGACAGGUUCUGCCGAUACAACUACGGGGUGUUUGAGCGAGGCCACGUGAUCGGCCGCAGCGCGAAGCCCAAGGUGAAAGUCUCCCCAACAAAAUCAGGGGCCCAGGCCCACCCAGACACACUGAUUUGCUCCGUGACGGGGUUUUACCCUGGUGGGAUCGAGGUGAAAUGGUUGAAGAACGGGCAGGAGCAGACGGCCGGAGUGGUGUCCACGGAGCUGAUGCAGAACGGAGACUGGACCUUCCAGAUCCUGGUGAUGCUGGAAAUGACCCCCCGCAGCGGGGACGUCUACACCUGCCAGGUGGAGCACAGCAGCCUGCCGGACCCUGUCACUGUGCUCUGGGAGGCGCAAUCAGACUCAGCCAGGAGCAAGAUGCUGACGGGGGUCGGGGGCUUUGUGCUGGGGCUGAUCUUCCUGGCACUGGGACUCCUCAUCUACCUGAGGAACAAGAAAAGCCGCCCCGUUCCCCAGCCGACAGGGCUCCUCAGUUAGAUCCUGCAGCUUCGGGGCCUGCAUUGCCCAGCGUGAUUCUCCAGCCCCGUCUCCUGGCACCUGUCCCUGUGUCUGGAGCUCUUCUCACUUUCCCUCCAUCCUCACCUGGAUCCCUGGGGCUGACUCUGCAGAAUUAACCCUUUAUCUGUCUAAGCCUGCACCACAUCUGCAUUCAGAAAUGCUACUGCUUUUAGGGGGGACCUUCAUGGGACUUGUAUCUGAGACAUGGGGAAUUGUAACAAGGCUGUUUGCAGCAGUUGUCACAGCCCUUUGGAAUGAGACUCUCAUGGGCCCCAAGUUAAGUUAAUAUGCCCAGAAUGGACCAGUAUCACCCUCAGCCUGAGCGGUGGAAACAUGUUGUUAGGAAAGGACAGGAUGGAGGAGCCCAGUGAUACCCAGGGAACACGUGCUCUACCCUUGGGCCAGGGCGGUCCUGGGGGGUCUCUGAGCUUGUACCCACCUUGUUACAAUUGAGAUCUGGUAAGCCUGGCCUGGGGUCCCCAGGGUGUCCCGUGGGGCUGUUGGGUAAAAGCAGGUGGGGGUUGAAUCGGGUCCAUUGAAACAUGUGCUGGAGCUUGUGCUAUUUAAUUGUUCCUGAUACUGUUCUGGAUCACUCCUUGGGGACUGGAAAGGAGCAGGUUUCUGUCCUGCUGGGGGGUGAUGGUGUUUCUGACCAAUAACUUGUCUCACCAGUGUGUGCGGUGUGUUGAGCCCUCCCUUUUCAGAGCUCCAUUUCCCUGGGUCUGUUUCUGAAGCCGUGUGGGUUUACAGCCCCGUGCAGCAAAGUCAGGCUCCCCCAUGCUCUCCUAACUGCACCUGGUGUUUCCCUCACCCCGUGGCUGCUACAUUCCUUUUGAUGGUGGAAGUUGCAAUCAGGAAUCAAAUGGCAGUGAAGCUCUGACAAGGCUGACCUCGGGGGUGCCACCAAUCCCGCUGUGAUUCACAGGCCUCACUUCAAGUCACUUUUGGUGCCUUCCCCCUGGGCUCACCCCACAGCUCUGCACAGACUGUGCUCGGCUCCCCAUCAGCAGGUGCCACCAGAGGCUGUCCCUGGGCCCUGCCCUGAGGGCUUUCCGCUGGCUUUGGAGGACAUCAGCUACUGAGAGUGUGAGCAUGUGAAGGUGCUGAACAUGCAGGUGAAAAUCUCUGGUUCUUGUUCCUUGAACCUGCUAAUGGUAAUACAGGUCUCAUGUCCCUG